Drosophila nasuta is the source of this 1217-nucleotide messenger RNA. RefSeq lists its product as uncharacterized. Lineage: Eukaryota; Metazoa; Arthropoda; Insecta; Diptera; Drosophilidae. The coding region runs from base 273 to 1217 and encodes 314 amino acids. The record is from RefSeq and is a predicted model, not a curated record. The transcript has a single exon.
ACAUACAUUUCCUGUCGGCACAAAGUAGCGGGUCUAAAUAUCAGAUUCAGGCAGUUUAUGAAUCUUUUUUAAAAUUCUCAACAAUCACCCUUAAUAAGACAAAAGAAGUUCUUAGAAGUACUGACCUACGCACAGAAAGGGACACUUCUGAAUAAAUGAGCUGAGGCUCUGGGAUCAGUCUGAUUUUGAAUUCCGUUUAGUGCAGAUCGUUUGUCUUUUCAAAGCCCUUAAAAGUUAAACAAAAUAAGAAAAAUCAUAAACCAUUUAUUAUCAUGCAAAACCAAAGUUAUUGCAAUCUCUGUAAUGUUGUGUUGUCCUCAAAAGGAAUGGGAUACCAUCAUCAUCUGCGUUCAGAGCAGCAUAAGAUGAGAGUAAUAGAACCGAUUAAUAGCCGGUUAAAGAAGAUUUCGGCAGCAUUCACUGGCCGCUUACUUCGAUAUAAGUAUUUAAAUGAGUGGACUGGAGUAAAAAUGCCACCAGAGUUCUUAAAUGAAGCAGGCGAAGCUUACGUUCCUCAUUUAUCAAAUGUAUUGAAUAGUUAUGUGUCGGCCAAAGUCAAUUUUGAAUUGUUUGCUCAGUAUACACUUUUGAAGGAUGAAGUGGAAUACACGGAUAUUAAAUCAUUUCAAUCAAAUAUGACAAUUGAAACCAUGUGCUGCAACUUACAACAAUCAUUUAAAGAACAUGCAGAAACAAUAAUUUCCAAAAUUGAUGAGUUUCAGGAGAGUGAUAGUGGUUGGCGGCUAAAUUGGAUUCUUCGUUUGGAAAUGAAUUUUAAUAAGUACAUGCCAAUAAGAGGUGCAGCAUUUAUUGAAUUACCAUAUAAGCUUAGGCACAAAAAAGCAGUUAUCAAUGUGCAGAACAAAGAUGUAUUCUGUUUUAAGUGGACUGUUAUUGCUGCUUUAUCGAGGAAGCCAAUGCCUUAUAGAUGUUCAUCAUACAAUGUACGAAUAUUUGAUGAUUUUAUCAAAAUAAACGAUGAAAUAACACUAAAUUUUAGUGGCUUAACGUUUCCAUUAAGUCCUCGAGACAUUCAAAUGUUUUUGGAUUUGAAUCCGAUAAUAAGCAUUACGCUUUUCGGGUACGACUCAGAGAAUGAAAACGUGUUUGGACCCAUUUUUUAUACAAACGAAAUAAAGGAUCAUCACAUAAAUAUGUUGUUGGUGGAGGACGAGAACAAAUAUCAUUAUACAUGGAUCCAUAAAUUGUCAGCGUAA